UUUUGUCCGUUCCUUUUUGAUUUUUGAUUUUUUUUGCUUAUUUCAGAAGGCUCUCUGAACAUAAUCAGUAACAAUUUUCAUCAAAAUUUAUAGUCUCAAAGAAACUGUCUGAAGACUGUAAUACCUUGCCUAUAUACUUCAUCAAGAAGAAGCAUUUUGUAAGCAAUUUUGACAUUUGCAUAAGUUGUGCCAAAAAAUGUGUUGUGUAGUGAUAUAGAACCUUUUUAAUAUAUUCUUGUAAAAAUAUCCAUAUAUUGUAAUACAAAAAGAAGCACAAAUGUCUGUACUCAACCAGGAUCCUUUGUCAGCUUCACAAGCUGACCAAAAGACUACAACCGAAAAUGAUUUUUACGGUAGAGCACAAAAAUAUUGGUCCGAAGUUCCUGCUACGGUGAACGGCAUGCUUGGUGGUUUAGGAUAUCUUAAUAGAAUUGAUAUCCAAGGUUCGAGUAGUUUUUUAAGAGACCUGAAGGAUUUGGGUAAAAACAACGCUCUCGAUUGUGGUGCGGGUAUUGGACGUAUUACAAAAAAUUUGCUUAUGUCGCGUUUUAAUACAACCGACAUUGUUGAGCAGGAUGCCAGUUUCACAGAAAAAGCACACGAAUAUUGCACAGAAGGUAAUGAGCACAACGGUCGCUUAGGUGAAAUAUACACCUUGGGUCUUCAAGAAUUUACUCCAACUGCGGCUAAAUAUGAUGUGAUAUGGUGUCAAUGGGUUCUGGGCCAUCUCACCGAAAGUGACCUUUUCAAUUUUUUUCGUCGUAUGCGUGUUGGUCUAACAAGCAAAGGAUAUUUAAUAAUUAAAGAGAAUGUUACAUCGUCUAAUAUAGUUGAAGAGGAUAAGCAAGACUCUUCAGUAACCCGUCCACUGAAAACAUACGAGAUUGCAUUAAAAGGUGCGGGAUUUCGAAUUGUAAAAACUUGGCGACAGCAGAGCUUUCCCAAAGGAUUAUACCCGGUUUACAUGUUGGCAUGCCGACCCACAGAAUAAAAAGUGGUUCCAAUGUUAAAAUUGUAGAAAUAGUAAUUAAACUGAACUUAAUGCAAUGUUCAAAUCAAAAAUUUUAGUUUACGAACGCAAACCUCAUACAGGUUCUAAAUGAAAUUGUUAGUAUAAAGCUGUAUUAUACAUAGUUUGUAAAUAAAAAAUAAAUGUACAAAAACAUUAAACUUAUACUCUAUCGGAUUAGUUUAAAUAACUAAAACCGACAACUUUUUUAUACUGUCCUAUAAAAUAACGUUUCGUUCCAUAAUUAUCGUAAACCGUCAACUUCUUAAUUAAAUAUGCUAUUGUGAAUUUUUCUCAAUAUUUGCGUAAAUGGCAAAACUGAAGAAGAAGCAUUUACACUGUUUCUUUUUGCUACGUGUAGCGCAUAGGUGUUGCGGAUUAUAAAUUUAUUUGGCUUUAAAGAACAGUUGCGAACACAAAUUGAAAAUUUAAUAAACAUGAAUUCACCUCCGGUAUUUAUUGACUUGUCAUUGGAUGAGCAGGUGCAAGAGCUGAGAAAAUUCUUUAAAAAGCUGGGAGCCGAGAUUUCAUCCGAAAAGUCUAACAAAGGUGUGGAAGAUGAUUUACAUAAAAUCAUUGGUGUUUGCGAUGUUUGCUUCAAAGAUGGUGAACCCUCGCAAAUUGAUGGCAUCCUUAAUAGUAUUGUUUCCAUUAUGAUUACAAUCCCACUCGAUCGCGGCGAAAACAUUGUCUUGGCUUACUGUGAAAAAAUGACGAAAGCUCCCAAUGUGCCAUUGGCAAAAGUUUGCUUAGAGUCUUUGUGGCGUUUGUUUAACAACUUGGAUACAUCAUCACCUUUGCGCUAUCAUGUUUACUAUCAUCUUGUUCAAGUGGCCAAACAAAGUGACCAAGUGUUGGAAGUUUUCACCGGUGUUGAUCAACUAAAAUCACAAUUUGCCAAUUGCCCACCAUCUAGUGAGCAAAUGCAAAAACUAUACCGCUUGUUACACGAUGUGACUAAGGAUACUAACUUGGAGUUGUCAGCUAAAGUCAUGAUUGAAUUGCUGGGCACUUACACAGCAGAUAAUGCCUGUGUUGCUCGUGAAGAUGCAAUGAAAUGCAUCGUGACAGCACUUGCUGAUCCCAACACAUUUCUGUUGGAUCCAUUGUUAGCCCUUAAACCGGUGCGCUUUUUGGAAGGCGAUUUGAUACAUGACUUAUUGUCAAUUUUUGUAUCAGACAAAUUGCCAUCGUAUAUACAAUUCUAUGAAGAUCAUAAGGAAUUCGUUAAUUCUCAAGGCUUAAAUCAUGAGCAGAAUAUGAAAAAAAUGCGUUUAUUGACUUUCAUGCAAUUGGCAGAAAGCAAUCCGGAAAUGACAUUUGAAACACUCACAAAGGAAUUACAAAUAACAGAAGAUGAAGUAGAACCAUUCGUUAUAGAAGUGCUGAAAACAAAAUUAGUGCGUGCACGUCUCGACCAGGCCAAUCGCAAAGUGCACAUCUCAUCAACAAUGCAUCGUACUUUUGGCGCUACUCAGUGGCAACAGUUACGCGACCUUUUAUACGCUUGGAAAGAGAAUUUGAGUUCGGUGCGUGAAGGUUUAGCUAGUGUUUCAGCUGCACAAAUCGAUUUAGCGCGCAGUCAAAAAUUAAUACAUUAACUGAGUUCAACAUUUUUUUUAAAGCCACAGACAACAACAUUUUGGUCUUUUGUAUUUAUAAAUGAUUUAAAUAAAUUUAAUUCGAAGUAAGGAAA
This is a messenger RNA of Bactrocera oleae (olive fruit fly), 2705 nucleotides long. Lineage: Eukaryota; Metazoa; Arthropoda; Insecta; Diptera; Tephritidae. The record is from RefSeq and is a predicted model, not a curated record.